Molecule: messenger RNA, 3674 nt
Organism: Lethenteron reissneri (Far Eastern brook lamprey)
Lineage: Eukaryota; Metazoa; Chordata; Hyperoartia; Petromyzontiformes; Petromyzontidae
Product: protein ALEX-like
Biological process (GO): tRNA methylation
Cellular component (GO): cytosol
Source: RefSeq, a predicted model, not a curated record
GGGGGGGUCACAAGACAUCUGGACCACCCUGUAACACCAGUACCAGACUGCUCCAGAAGAUGAUUGCAAACGGGAGUGGCGCCGUCGCGUUCUCCGCAUUAGAAGCCGCACCACGAACCAUUUACACGCGGCUCGGAUUAUUCAGAACGAGGCGUCCCCAUCCCAAAUCAUCAUCGUCACGAUCAUCGGAACGGCUUCAGUCGCAAUCGACUCUCUCGACUCGCUCGAUUGCUCCGCCCUUGCGCCGAUCGCGAGCCGCAACACGUGGAGCCGAGCUCGCUGCGCCGGCUCCACGCGCUCUCUCCCCCCCACCCCGUCUCUCCUCGUCCCUCUCACGGUAACACCUCACGGUAACACACCUCGUCCCUCUCACGGUAACACCCCCGGGGUGACAUGGAGGUGCAGGGAGACGAGGCGCCGCCGCUGCUGCUCGAGCUGCUGCGCUCGGGGCUGCCCUGCCGCGGGUGCCGCCGCCACGCAACUCGCGAGACGCCAGAGGCGGCGGCGGCCCGCGAUGAGUGUAGGCCGCCGGCACCACCACCAUCAGCAGCAUCAGCAGCAACACCAUCAUCAGCAGCAGCACCACCACCACUAUCAGCACCACCAUCAGUAGCACCACCACUAUCAUCAGCACCACCACUAUCACCAUCAGCACCACCAUCAUCACCACUAUCACCAUCAGCAGCAACACCAUCAUCAGCAGCACCAUCAUCAGCACCACCACCAUCAGCAGCACCAUCAUCAGCAGCACCACCACUAUCAGCACCAUCAUCAGCGUCAUCAUCAGCACCACCAGCAGCAGCAACAUCAGCAGCACCACCAUCAGUAGCACCACCACUAUCAUCAUCACCACCAUCAGCACUACUAUCAUCAGCAGCAGCACCACUAUCAUCAGCGACAACAGGAGCAGCAAUGACAGCGGCAAAGGCGCAAGCAUCACCACCAGCAUCGUCAUCAAGGCCGUGUUACUGCGAGUUCGUAGACAAAGUCAAAGCGUGCGCGAGAGGACCUCCUGGUCGUGCCGGGGAGCGGCUUCUCGACGACGCCUACCGCUUGCUGCCGCGCUCGCUGCCGUGGCCCGACCACACCGCGCUGGCCGCGGCGCGUGCUCUGAUUCACCUGCAGCGGACGCACGCCGGCCACAACCUCAAGCUCUUCCGCAAGCUCGAGCAGAUUCUGUGCAAGCUGGGGGAGAGCAACGGCCAUGGCGGUCGGAUCCUCGAAGCGCUGAGGCAGCGGCUCGGCUCUCUGCUGGCAUCGGGCGAGACGAUGUCGCAGGAAGAGCUGCAGGCAGUGUCUGCGUACCUGGAGGAGGGAGUGUUGGUGCGAGGUCUCUGGAGGGAGAGUCUGGAGGUCGUCAUCGCUAAAGUGGCCCGGAGCUUCACGUUGGUGCUCGAAGACAGCGGGACCCGGGACAGCCCCUGGUGCUACUUUGUCAUCAAGGUGUGCCUGCAGAUCUUCCAGCUGUUGGUCUCCGAUUUGAGAAGUAUCCUGGAGUCGCGAGAGAGGGUUGCUAUCCAGCACAACCUAACAGUCAUCCUCCAGUCUCUACUCCAAGUCGUUUCUGGCCUGGUGACGGGCAAAGACGGCCGACUCCUCGCAGCCAACGCCCUGGCCUUGAGCGUCAACCUCCUGGAGGAGCCUACGCAGGCGGCGGCCGCAGCGAGGGACACGCUCCGUCUGACAGCAGGAACAGGUGUACUGCAGAUUGGGCUGUUCCGGCUGCGUGCAUCAGACUUGCAGUGGGAUGAUUUUUCGUGCCUCGCCGUCUGCAGGGGUCUCAUUACCUGCGCCAGGAAGGAUGUUCUGCUGUCUUCUGUCGAUGCUCAGGGUUGCCUGCUGCUCGACUCGAUCUUCCCAGCUCUGUGCAGACUCUGUGGGCAGCGACAGGAGGCCCAGUACCACGCGUUCCAGGGUACGUCAGUCCAUUCAGAGGGCACAUUCAGAGGACACCUCAAAAACACUCCACCGCGUUCAUCACGAAACACCCGCUCGGGGUGAAUCGUGAUCAUUUCCUAGAAACCACGGAACGGCAGAAAUGCUUAAUUGUUAUCCAUGAUUUUGGUUAACACUGAGCACGGAUUGUUCACGAUAACACCACACGUCAACAAAUGGGGUAAGCUUGCAAAGAUAUACGGACAAAACAAAUCUUCGUAAUGCUAAAUUGUCAAAAUACAAGAGAUACAUUUGGGAAUCUUGAUUCCAGUGAAAUGCAGCUUUCCAUUAAACAACAAGAACCGCCAUGCCCAAUAAUACUUAGCGAUGCGAGACGAAAGCACGGAGACCACGGCCAGAGAAUGAAAGCUCCGGCAGCCUCGGUGGGUUUAAAAUGUACUCAUUUCUCAUGAAUGUCAAAUGUUCUCAAAAAGUCAGGGAUGAGAAACGUCCAGCCUGAGAGGAGACCCCCGCAUAGCGGCUGAAUUCUCUCCGAUCUUGACUGCGUUUUUUUUAAAAACAAGAAUGAGAGAGCGAAAUAAAAAAAAAUCCUCAUGUUCCUGGGAAUUUCCUGACUCUAAACCGCGUUGUGCUGAGCUCAUCAAAAAAAAAAGCGAUCUUUGAUCCGUGGGACUUUGACAUUUGAAAUAAAAUAGCAACGAGCUAUGUCUGAAAAGAAUGUGGAUGUCCUUUGCUUCGGCGCUCGCCGAUGGGGCGAGUGAUAACCGUGCUCUUGCUUGGUCACUGACAGCUUUCACUGUGUGCUUGCUGGAAGCUCCUCUGGUCACUGAUGGCUAUCGAGAGCCUGGAAGUUUGCUUCUUUUUUUUUACCCCAUGCCUAUUUGCCCUUGUUAAAUGCCUCGAUGUCAAUAUUAUUACAUUAUGGUAUCGUCGUCAGCUGUGAUCAAUCCACUGCUGGAUGAAGGGCUCCCCAAGCCAUCCUAAAUCUGUUUACAUGAAAGGACAUUUUUUUAACCACUAAAAUUUUACUUCAAUUGAAAAACUAUUGCACUAAAUGGGAACAACAAUGUUUAGGCCCCUUGGCACCGAACAUUGAAGCAGACACUUUAUCUCUGUCUACCAACUUCAGCCGUGUCUACCAGCUUGAGGAGCGGGGUAUGGUGACGGUGCUGUGCACAUGGAGAUGGGGAGUCAUCUCUCACGUGCCACGAAUUUGUAUCCAGCAAGCCGCUAAGUGGCGAGCGCUUUGCACAGCCAAUUCAAGUCGACGUGUUUAAUGUUUUUUUCUUUUUCCAUCUUCAGCAGCUUUUUUUUCCUUGGCGGUGUUUCACGCUUGAUGCUAAUGCUCCGUGUCAGGUUUUUAUUGAUGCGGGGGUUUCCAUUUCUUGUCUUUUGCAGAUGUGGCACAGUCUAAUGAUGUACAUUCUGAAGCAUUUGUGUGUUAUAAUCUUCGGUCAGAAUUCAUUAGCAUAGCUCUGCCUUAGCCUCAGAAUUUUACAGCUUGUUUUAUUGUUAACAUUUUAAUGACUCUAUUAAUCUGGGUUUAGAGCAACGUACAAAACAUUGAAAUGGACUUUCCAAAUCAAAACCAGGCUCAAUGAACCAACGACAAUAGGCUCAUGUUGCAAGGCGCCCCUCUCUUGCCAUUACGUACACGCGUGUCACCUGACGGCAGGCACUUCAUUAACGCUUUAACAAGUGGCCAAACAGCAAUUGCCGUGCGCGCUACGCACUCCGUUCUGCGUGCUCCGUUCUGCGUGCGUGUGUGCGGUGCCGGG